Molecule: messenger RNA, 3038 nt
Organism: Trematomus bernacchii (emerald rockcod)
Lineage: Eukaryota; Metazoa; Chordata; Actinopteri; Perciformes; Nototheniidae
Product: syntaxin-binding protein 4
Exons: 21
Coding region: 1-2346 (781 amino acids)
Molecular function (GO): protein binding
Source: RefSeq, a predicted model, not a curated record
AUGGGUCCAUUCGGAGUAGACAGAGCUGUUCAUUCCAUGGAGUUCACUGACUGUGAGAAUGGCCUGGGGAUCAAAGUGAUUGGUGGAGUGAAGGAGCAAACCGGAGAGGAGUUUGGAGUCUACGUCAAACGGAUCCUACCGGGAGGCGUUGCAUCCUACGACGGAAACCUGUUGCCGGGAGACCAGAUCUUGGAAGUGAACGGGGACAGUCUUGUAGGAGUCACAAAUGACAGAGCUGUGGACGUCUUGAGAGCAGCCUCCGCAACCAAUCACAUGCGCCUUCUCAUAGCCAGAGACGAGGAAGCAAAGAGAGAGUUCGCUGAGCUGCUGGAGAAGUAUGGCUCUAAUGGAAGCACAGGAUCAACACGCAACUCCCCCAUACAGCAAGCCACGCUGACAUGUCAGAAAUUCCCCCAGACGUCCGAGGGCCGGUCAGGAGGAGCUGAUGGGGCCGGCUCUCGCCCCCCCCUGUACUCUGCAGCACGGCACAUGGCGACGGACCAAGCUGAAAUUCAGUCCGACCCUAAAACCAAUCAUGCGGCUCAAGAACCUGGAGGCCGCUACCUGGAGAGCACUUCCUCUGGCUCCUCGUCUCGCUCCCAGAGUCCUUUGCUGCUGAGCCCAGCUGGCACUCAGAACAUGUACAACAGCAGCGGGCCCAUGUUGCGCUCCCUCAGUCAUCCAGGUGAAGGAGUGAUCCAGCUCAUCUCAGUGGCGCGAUCCAGCAGUUUGGGCAUCACCAUCGGGGGAGGCUCCAACAAACCUGACGGCCCCGCAGUCUUCAUCCAGGAGGUGCUGUCGGGGGGAGACUGUCACCGGGAUGGACGUCUGCGGCCUGGAGAUCAGCUCAUUGCUGUGAACAAGGAGUCCUUGAUAGGUGUGACCCACGAGGAGGCAAAGAGCAUGCUGAACAAAGUCAAAUCCAGCCCAGACAGUGCUGUGGAGAUCGCCUUCAUCCCAGGGAAAGGACUUUUUCCGAGCAGCGCGUCUCUCCACAACGGGGUGCAGCGGGCUGCAGGCAACAGCUACAACUCCGGACGCUUAAAAGUCCACAUCAGAUCUCCUGAGAUGUGUGCAGAGGAGCCAGCCCCGGUGUCCUCUCCGUCCCCAGACAUCUGCCCUCCAGAUAUUCAUAUUUCAGGUUCCACAAGUCAGAGUUCGCCAACGGGGGCCAAACCUAAGAUAACACUGGACCCCUACAUACGCCUCAAAUCAGACAAGUUAGACUUGGCUUUGACCUUCCUCGGUUUGGACGUCACAGAAGAAAAGAGGAAGAAACUGAGACAAAGCCUGACCGCAGACCCACAAGGCACUGUGGCCUAUGGAGACUUCGUGGAGGCUACCCGGAACAUCUUCCAGGAGAACCUGGAGGAGCUGGGUUUAGGGGCGGAUCCCUUCAUGUUCUCCUAUCAUGAAGCAGCGAGUUUGAUGGACACGUCCGCCUUCCACUCCCCCACGUAUGAAUCAGAAUGCAGCUACAGCAGUGAGGAGAUGGAGCAGUUUCAGACGGAGGUGAAGCAGCUCCACACCCAGAUGAAGCAGCUCAAGCUGAUGCUGAAGGACAUGGAGCACAGCAAGAAGACUCUGGAGGAGGAGCUGCAGAAGACCUCGGAGAAAGCAGGUCUGACUGUGGAGGAGAACGCCCGUCUGAAGAGCCGCCUGCAGGCAGCCGAGGCAGAGGCCGGGCAGCGGCUGGGGGGGCAGGCGGGGGGGCAGCGACAGCCCAGCAGCGCCGAGCAGGACUACGAGGAGGUGAUCCAGCUGCUGGAGGCUGAGAUCAGAGACCUGAAGAACCAGGUGGCCAGCAAGAGGCCAGCCCGGGGCCUGGACUCCACUAAGGAGGAUGUGCAGGAGCUCAACUGGAGGAUGACUUCUAUCGACGGCCAGCUGAGGAAGUCUGAGCUGAGCAGGAAACACCUGGAGGUCUCCAACAAGAAGCUGCUGGGCUUCGCUGAGAACGUCCACAAAGUGCUGACCACACCCAGCCUGUUCGGUGGAGAAGGCGGGAGCAGCAGGUCCUCUCCAGCCACCGACACCCCCUCCCCCCUCCCUGACCCCGCCUUCCAACUGGCUGUGGAGGCCAAGGAGCUGGUGGCAGGAGUCAGCACCCCCCCUGAUGAGCGAGUCAGUGUGUUGGAGGCAGCAUCAGUCCCAGAUGCCCCCCCCUCCUCACGUUUGAGAACAGCGCAGAGCCAGAGAGGAUUGUGGGAGGACCGGGGCAGGCUGAACCCACCAUGGACUACAUUACCCAGCAGACUGGACCCCUCCACCACACCUCCAUCACCAGGUCCUCCUCUGACAGAUGGAACACAGCCCAUGUUUAAUGCCAAAGCCUGCCUGCACUGAAAAUGAGUGUCUUGUUUUGAAAUAUACACCCGUCUUUACAGAGGGUUCAGCAGCGGGGGGGCACUCUCUUCAUUUCUUCAUAAUAUCUGUACAGAAGUCUCUAUGAGAAGUGCUCUGCCAAAUAUAACGUCAGCUGGAUAUCUGUGUGACUCUAACAGCAGGUGGUGUUGGGGGGGCUGCAUGUCCGAGCCCACAACACACACAUGCUGCUGUAAACCCUGUUAAUACCCCCCCCCCCCAGAUUCCCUCCAUGGAUUGCAUGUAAAGGACGUGUUAGCUUGAAAGGACGCUCCACUGCUGGUCUGUUCAAAGAGUCUCCCUCAUGUCAUGAUACCUGGCUGCAUCUGUCUCCAUCACACUACCGGUGAGCAAAAAGUGAAAUACAACAGUCCCUUUCCCAUCUUCCCUCGUGUCCUUGUCAUUAAAGAAAGGUAAAGAAUGUGUCAGAGAUAUGGGACUGAGCAGAGCUUCAUACUGCAUGGUUCCUGAUGUGUGUGAGCUCCGGCUGUGUAAACCUGUGUUUGGUCGUCACAGAGUCUCAGCAGACAUCAUAGGCUACACGUGGAACAUACAUGUGAUUUAUAAGGACAGCUUUUAAAAAUACGGAGCUGUCCUGUAUUCAACAAGAUGAGUCUCUGAUGUGUGCCUCAUAUCUUUCUGUUACUGUUUUAUAAUAAAGGACCAACUGCUGA